Penicillium malachiteum is the source of this 918-nucleotide messenger RNA. RefSeq names its product basic secretory family protein. The record is from RefSeq and is a predicted model, not a curated record. The transcript has a single exon. NCBI's taxonomy places the organism in Eukaryota, Fungi, Ascomycota, Eurotiomycetes, Eurotiales, Aspergillaceae. The coding region runs from base 1 to 918 and encodes 305 amino acids.
AUGAAUGAACUGACUACACCACCGGAUCCUGCCCCUUCUGCGGACCCCAGACCCGACCAACCGAAGCUCUCCCUAAGUCACGAAAGUCACCAAGACCAAAAGCAGAAUUCAUACAAUCUUCCUCAACCAAAACUACGCAUCCAUGUCGAAGAGCUCCGUCACUCGGCAUCUAGUGCAUUCUUCUUACUGAUUCCAAAUGUAACUGAAGUAUUUGACAACGCACUGGGGAAUAUCUUACGAUACCUCUAUACAAGUCCGAACCUACACAGCUCAGAACUCCCAAGAAAGCCAUUCUUCGAUCCCUCGGUUCCUCCAACCAGAUCCGUCACCCUUUUGCUCCGCGAUAUCGCCGGUGUGGCAUAUACUACUGGAACCGAGCUAGAUGACGACCAUAAAGAGAUUCAUUUGUCACUGCAGUAUGUUGAACACUGUGUAUCAAAGGGUCAGGCCGCCAAAGCCGAUCCUCUUCAUGAGCUGGUUGGCGUUAUCACACAUGAGCUCGUGCAUUGUUAUCAGCACACUACACCGCCACAAGCUGUCGAGCAAGACAAGAAGAUUCCCCGUCCGCCAGGUGGCUUGAUUGAAGGUAUUGCGGAUUUCGUGAGGCUAAAGGCGGGUCUGGGACCCCCGCACUGGAAGAGACCGAAGUCUGCUUCGGAGCGCGCAAAGAAAUGGGAUGCUGGGUAUCAAAAUACAGCAUUCUUCUUGGCGUGGAUUGAGGAUGUUUGGGCGAGUGAAGGUGCUAUUGGGAUGUUGAAUGAUCGUUUAUUGAGGACUGGAUAUGUGGGCGAGGACACUGCAAAGGGAGAAGGGGAGUCCGGAUUCUGGGCAAGUCUCUUUGGGGUUGGAGUUGCACAUCUAUGGGAUGAAUAUGGGAAAUGGCUCGACCAGCAUGGUGAACAUGAUGAGAAGGUUUAA